UGCGCGAUGUUUGGCGCCUCGUAGAGAAAAGAGGUGGUCCGGAGGCCGUGCGGUUGCUACGGGCAACGGAGUUCCUCACCUGUUGGGUGCUAGAAGGAUGCCUUUGGUCAGUGGAUUGGUGCCAUCGCGAUUCCUGACUCUCACAGCACACCUUGUCAUUGUUAUCACCAUCUUCUGGUCCCGGGAGAACAAUGUCCGAGCUUCCCUACCCUUGGAGUGCACCCUGCAGGACUAUGAGAAACAAGACACAGAGAUGGUGGUGGCCUUGUCCGUAACUCUGGGGCUCUUUGCUGUCGAGUUGGCUGGCUUCCUUUCUGGUGUUUCCAUGUUCAAUAAUGCGCAAAGCCUCCUCUCUUUGGCUGCUCACUGCAGUGCCUCCAUCUGCCUUUCUUUCUUCGUCUCUGAGCGCUGGGAGACAGUCACAUACUGGUAUAUCAUGAGCUUCUGCAGUGCUUUACCCGCUGCUGUUGAGAUCCUCCUUUUCAUCUCGGUCUUCGGGCUGAAGAAGAAGCCCUUAUAAGGGACUUUGUUUCUGAAGAGGGAGACCGUCUGCCCUCAGAAAAGAGGGAAAGAAAAGUGUCCUGGCUGCAGCUCGAGAGUAUGAGGGAUAUGCCCUUCGGGGGUGGACUGCGUGGCCUGCCCUGACUUUUGCUCUUCAGCUUUUAGACCCUUUCUCUGGGGACAGCGGUCUGCUGUGCCGUACUGGCUCCCUCCAGUGGCGGUUUGGUGGUAUUGCAUCCUGUGACGUACCCACACAACGAACCUGCCCUUGUCCACCUUCUGCUGCUGCAUCUGCGGAGCCAAACUCUCCGCUUGGGAAGAGAUGGAGUAAAUGCAGGAGGUGGACAUGACUUACCCUGGAAAACAAACAAGGCGGUAUAUAGAAUUACCUGUUUGUAUUGCUGUGUAAGCAAGUGUGGUAGAUGAUUCUGUGUACAGAAAACCACCUUACCAUUUUUUACUUUAAUAAAACAGC
Molecule: messenger RNA, 976 nt
Organism: Eublepharis macularius
Lineage: Eukaryota; Metazoa; Chordata; Lepidosauria; Squamata; Eublepharidae
Gene: TMEM107
Product: transmembrane protein 107
Exons: 6
Coding region: 98-520 (140 amino acids)
Biological process (GO): non-motile cilium assembly; protein localization to ciliary transition zone
Cellular component (GO): MKS complex
Source: RefSeq, a predicted model, not a curated record